CCUGAGGCCGCGACAGUGAGUGUCUCUCAUUUGGAAUGGGAGGCCCAGGACGGCAUAUAAUCAGCGCACAAUGCGAUGAGCUCAUGGAAGUGCCUCAUUUCCUUCAUCUCCUCCGCACUUCGUUGACGCCCAUCACUGCUUCAUAGUCGUUGCUAUCCACCACCUCAAGAAUGACGGUCAGCUUUCUCGACCUACCACCAGAGGUGCACUCUCACGUCUCGCACUUUCUCCAUCCGCGCCAACUCGCUCCCAUCUGCUUAGCAAGCCGUGCCUGCUUCGCCAACUACUCUCGUACACUCGACACGCACCUCUGCCUCGACGGAGCCUUUGAAGCAUCGCGUUACUUUCAAAAACAUCGUGAACAUGCCCGCAAGCUGCACUUUUGCUCGCAUGGCCAUCCGAUCAAGCCGCAAUCACCAGUCGACUGCUCUCCCCCGCCGAAACGCCCUCUGCCGGACAAGUUGGACAGCAUCUCCAGCCUAGAGCUCUACGACGUCGGCCCAAUCUACGACGACGUCCAUCCAUUCUCACCUCCACACAUCGCUGCAGCAACCACAUACCCGGGCCACCUCAUCGGCGCAACUCUCUCCCUCUUUUCACCCACGGCCUUGCGCACCUUGCUCGUCCAUCAGUCCCCCUUCCCACUCAACGCGACCCUCGCGUACGCCAUCUCGGAAUGGGCGCCACGCCUCACCCGACUGAGCUUCAGAGCACACUGUGUCGACGCUUCUUCCCUCGGCAGACUUGUCGAGACGCUCAUCGAGUUGGAGGAUCUUGAGGUCGGAUCGGUCAAGACUUGCUGGUGUAGAGGGCACGAGGGAAGAGCAGAGGGGGCAAAGGAUCUGGCGGGCGCCAUUGCUGCGGCCAAGGGGCUCAAAAGAUUAACGAUGCAUUCGAGCAACGUCUUGACAGUCGAGUCGGGCGUCUUCUUUGAUGUGCUUGCAGGGCGUCACAAGAAGUCGUCUUGCCCCGCACACGGCGACGAUGGCGCUGCGUCUACGAGCGACUCCUCCGGCCUCAAGAGUCUCGAGCUGCGACGCUCCCCGGUCCCUGGACGAGCACUAGCACGCUACCUGGCCAGUCCAGCUGCCGGCUCUCUGCAGCGCCUCUUCAUUGGCGGAUGCAAGGAUGUACGAGCGGGGCACCUCGCAUCCGCCUUGGCUCCUCACAACGCUCCCGAACGUUGCGCAUUCACCAGCUCCGACGGUCCACUCCACCUCGAAGUCGACGGGAGACUCAUCUCAUCCGACGUCCUCGCCGCCAUCGGACAUCGCAUCGUCUUCCUGCGCCUCUACCAGCCGGACGCGGUUCAUUGCAAGCUCGUAGGCGAGGCGGCUCAGAAGGGUCAGCUAUCGAGAUGCUCUCAUAUCGUCGUCGUGCCGAGUGGGGAUGACGAAGAGGAAGAUGUGGUGGGGAUCCGCGCUGACUGGACUAGUUCGCUACAGGGAACAGAUGUUGACGUGAGCGUUGGCGACGAGGCGUGGCGCAGCAUGAGGAGAGACCUGGAUGAGAGGAGGGCAUGGGCCGAGGCCAUCGCUCGGGGUGAUGAUAGGCUGGUGGCGGGUGGUGAUGCUCUUGAUGGCCAGCUUUCGGCGACGGCUCCUACACAGCCACGCUUCGUGGACGGCGCUACCUCGUCGUCUUCCUCAACCUCACCAUCACCCUCGCCCCCGCCUACCUCGCCAGCCCCGGCCAAGAGAAGACGCAGCAGCAGCGGCAACCCUCGCAGCAGAAGACGUGGACGCCAUGCUUCACACCAUCAAGCCCAUCAACGAUACCGUAGCGCCAACACUCAGACAGUGACGACGGCUAACGUGACUUCUUGGGAUGCGUGGGGCGCCGGAGGAGGUAUCGACGUAUGGCGGGAUUGAGGCGCGAGACGGACCUGAAGACCAUCAUUGCCUCU
Jaminaea rosea is the source of this 1906-nucleotide messenger RNA. RefSeq lists its product as hypothetical. The record is from RefSeq and is a predicted model, not a curated record. NCBI's taxonomy places the organism in Eukaryota, Fungi, Basidiomycota, Exobasidiomycetes, Microstromatales. The transcript is spliced from 3 exons. Bases 171 to 1871 code for a protein of 566 amino acids.